AUGAGUAAAAGCAUCCUCUUUCUAGUUGUAUUUUGUGUCAUAUGCGGUCCUGCAGCCUUCGCGGUAAGGACUGGAGUUGAUGACAAGAAUGAUCCGUUGACGGAGUUCUUUAACAGGGAGGAGAGCAUAAAAUUUGCAGGGUAUGGGGAAGACAAGCUCUCGACAGUGCUGGUCACCGGGACUUUGCUCUGCCACCCUCUUUAUCAACUUCCAUUUCCUGUUUCAGGUGCAUCUGUUGCUGUGUCUUGUCGAUCAGGACGGAAGAAAAAGCAGUCAUAUGAAAUACAAAGCACAACAAAUGAAAAUGGGGAUUUUCUAUUUGAUCUUCCUUCCCACCUCCAUGGAAUUCCAAAUUUAGAAAAGAUUUGCUGUGUUAGUGUUCAUCAGCUGCCCAAGGGUUCUCCCUGCAAGCCGGCAUUAGCAAGUAAACACAAAAGAAUUAAAUUAUCGUCCAUUGGGGAAGGUCUUCGUACUUACACAGCUGGCACAAUCCAAGUAAGACCUAAAAAUGCAGAGAUUUCAAGACAUGCAGGUGGACCGAAAACAGACAAGGUGAAGGCCAAAAUACAAUUAAGACCUAAAAAUGCAGAGAUUUCAAGACAUGCAGGUGGACCGGAAACAGACAAGGUGAAGGCCAACUGAAAAGCAUUCAAGAACACUGGAAUAUGGCAGCAAACUCAUCUGAAUGGCGCUAAAGUCGUGUGAAGGAUUGAUAGAUUCAUAUAUUUAUAUAGACUACAGUGAAACCGUAAGCACAUCCUAUGCAUUUAAAGAGAGUGAGAGAGAGCAACUAUAUGUACAUUACAAAUUUUCCAUAUAUGUUUGGUGUGCAGACUCCUUUAAAUCGAGUCACUUUCUCAGCAAUCAUUCAUCUUCACAAA
Messenger RNA from Daucus carota subsp. sativus, 881 nucleotides. RefSeq lists its product as uncharacterized. NCBI's taxonomy places the organism in Eukaryota, Viridiplantae, Streptophyta, Magnoliopsida, Apiales, Apiaceae. The record is from RefSeq and is a predicted model, not a curated record. Bases 1 to 642 code for a protein of 213 amino acids. The transcript has 2 exons.